Messenger RNA from Vicia villosa (hairy vetch), 1807 nucleotides. RefSeq lists its product as uncharacterized. The transcript is spliced from 4 exons. Bases 137 to 1282 code for a protein of 381 amino acids. The record is from RefSeq and is a predicted model, not a curated record. NCBI's taxonomy places the organism in Eukaryota, Viridiplantae, Streptophyta, Magnoliopsida, Fabales, Fabaceae.
CGUAUAGAGCAUUAACUUAUGUGGAAGCUAUUGAAAAAGGGUCUUCCGAAUGAGUAGUACAUUCUCUAAUUCUCUUCGUUGAUUUUCUGGGUUUAGACUUAUUUUCCCCUCUCAAAACAAAAAACAGCACUAAACAAUGAGAACAAAAAGCGUCAGCGUUGGCCGCCGGCGUAGCAUUACGUCUUCCGUGACUCCCUCCGCCUCUCCCAUUCCUCUCCUCUCCACCGUCCAGGACAACCACAACGCAACCGUCUACGACAGCGACAGCACCGGCGAUCACACACAUGCCGCACCACUUCCCAAUUUCGUUCCCGAUUCCGAACCACCAGAUUCCUUUGACGAUAACAUUUGCAUUACCUGCAACCGAGCCGGAGGACCGUUGCUAGUAUGUACCCAAACGGAUUGCCCCGUUGUAGUCCACGUCACCUGCAUCGGUUCCGAACCUAAGUUCGAUGAUUCUGGAAACUUUUUCUGUCCUUACUGCUCCUACAAGCGAGCGUUGAAGAGAACUAGAGAAUUAAGAGAAAAAGCGAUUCUAGCGAAGAAAGCUCUUUCGAGCUUUUUGGAAAAAAGCCAAACAGUGCGUAAGGAUGAUGAUGAAGAAGAAGAACACAUUGCCGAACCAGAACCGGUUCAACCGGUUCAGGUUCAGGAUGAACCGAACCAUAAUGAACCAGAACCGGUUCAAGUUGAACCGAACCGGAACGAACCAGAACCGGUUCAACCGGUUCAGGAUGAACAGGAUGUUUCUGAUUCUGAGGAAAGAAGAGAACUAAAUAGUAAUGAAAAUGAUAAAGUUGAAGAUAAAGGAAAGGUUUCUGUUUCAGGUAGUUCUGUCAGUGAAGCUAAAAAUUCCGACUCGAAUUCUGUCUCAGUGAAGAAAGGUCAUGUCAAUGCCAAUGCCAAAGGCAAACGCAAGGUUGCUUAUGUGAAAAAAUCAUUGCUACCGGAACGAAAAACUGGUGGUGCUGGUGGUGGUAGUGGCGGUGGUGAUGGCGUGGAUGAGGAGGAAGUUACCAGCUCUAGAACUUUUAGUGUACAAAAGCAAGUGUCGAAGCAGAAUUUGAUAACUGGAAAACGUAGGAGAUUGCUUUGGACCGAUGAAGAAGAAAAAGCUCUCAAGGAAGGAGUGUUGAAGUAUUCAACUGAAAAGCAGAAUAUCCCUUGGAGGAAAAUUUUAGAAUUUGGUUGUCGUGUGUUUGAUAAGACUCGGACUCCUGUUGAUCUCAAGGAUAAAUGGAAGAACAUUAUCUCCAAAGAAGGUAAAAUUACUAAGUUAUAAUCGAUAUUAUAACAAGUGAAUUUUUAGGAUUAUUGUGGAGUACCUUUUUGAUGAUUCCAGAUAAAGGAUUUUGCAAAAAUGAGAAUGAAAGAUGUGGCCUUUGCUUAUGCAAUAUUUUUUGCAUUUUGUUGGAGAAAGAACAUGCACAUUUUUAGCCUGUGAGCUUGUUUUUACAUGUGUCUAUAAACUUGUUAUGAGGAGGUUUUUAUAUGUAGCUUUUUGAUACAAGAACAUUGUUAAAGAGGAUGUAAGUUAGGAAGAAUAGGAUGACAAAUUGGGGAUAGUACAAUCUACUUGUGCAACUGUACUGUUACAACUUCUAACUUUUUGGGACUGAAUGUAUAACAGUUAGGAGGGGAAGAAUGUAGUGACUUUACACCUCGGUUUACAAGGCCAUGAAUAUAAGAAUGUAGUGACUUUAUAUUCAAAUAUGCAUGUUUAAACAAAAUUUGGAGAAAUGUAGCCAUAAAAUUUUGAUUUAGAUGACUGUGAACUUUUAGAUUAUUUGAAAUGAUAACUGUUUUG